AUGCACCCUGCUUUGGCCACCCCGUUGGACCUCCGACCAUCGGGAUUACUUUCCAUGAGCAGUAGCAGCAGUGCAUCCGCGAACGGUGGUCCCAACCCACACGGGCCAAUGAACGAACCGUCGGGACCACCUCAGCUGUACCAGCAGCAUCAUCAUCAUCAUCACCACCAUCACCACCAGCAGCAGCACCCCCAUACCCAGUCGGGUGGCCCUUCAUCAUCGUCGUCGUCGAAUCGAUCCAGUUCUGGUUCGCGGGCACGACAUCGAAGCCGCAGCAGCUCCGGCUCGGAAACCGGCCACCAGAACCCGACGGAGUCGACGGAUAACCGUGCGGGAACCCCGUCGGUUGGCAGCGCAGGUGGCGGAAACGGCGGACCCACCGGAGGGAAAUCCGGGAACCAUCGGUCGCAAAGUCUGGUGAAGCCACCCUACUCCUAUAUUGCGCUGAUCACGAUGGCCAUCCUACAGUCUCCCCAGAAAAAGCUCACACUAAGUGGAAUUUGCGAGUUCAUUAUGACAAGGUUCCCUUACUACAAGGAAAAAUUCCCCGCUUGGCAAAACUCGAUCCGGCAUAAUCUCAGCCUGAACGAUUGCUUUAUCAAGAUCCCGCGCGAACCAGGCAACCCGGGCAAGGGCAACUUCUGGACACUGGACCCCCUUGCCGAGGACAUGUUCGACAACGGGAGCUUUCUGCGGCGCCGGAAGCGCUACAAACGCACGACGCUCGCCCAGAGCAUGGCCUUCCCGGGGGUCUUUGGACCGUUUGCCCCCUUCUGGAUCCGAAAGCCGGUCCCGGUGAUACCAAUGCACCAGUUUGGUCCAGCCCACGCAGCUGCUGCUUCCGCCGCCGUGUCGGCUGGAUUUGGUACGAUUGACAAUGGUGGAGGACCGCUGGCGGGACUGGGACCGGGUGGCCGUGGAGGCGACUUUCUUCUCGACAGUAAACUGAACCUGUUCGGUGCCGUCAAGAUGGACGACCUGAAUGUGGCCAUGAUGGAGAACAGCGACUUUCUGCAGCGCAAUGUAGACAGCCUGAAGAUCUCAAGCGCCAUGAACAAGUUUUUCCACGGAUACCACCAAGGGCAGGGAGUUGGUACAGGGAAUGUUGGGCCGAUGUCGGUGGACAUCUACGACGAGGCAACGCACACCCCGUCCGGGCUUAGUAUACAUCCGUGUAAUGGGUCGCUUGGACGAGAGUCCUAUGGACCAUACGGUAGUCACAAGGGUUCGGGAGGGAUUACGUUGCAUUCCAACCAGGACGACGCACCCAAUGGUGACCGAAGGACGGCCGACUAUCACGAUGGAGAACAGAUCAAUGGAGACCUUGACCUCUCCAGCGACGAUCGGAUCGACGUCGAGAGCGAGGACGACUACAAAUCCUCCACGGAACGCUACCACGAGCUGCUUUUGGAUGGUCGGAGGUCUAUCCCGACGCCAGUGACGGCUCAUCCUCAUCAUGCUCCAUCGUCCGCCUCUCCUCCUCCCGUUGUACCUGCUUCUGCUCCUCUUGGACCACCACCGCUGCGUGUACCAUCGACAAACGGUCCCGCGGGUGACUACUCUUCACCACACUGCAGCCCUUCACGGCCAAUUCGAGAUUCCGACGAUUACUACAUCGAAGAGGACGAGCAGUCCGAUAUGGCAAGCAGCAGUGGUGGCUCUCUGCCGGAGGAGUCCCGGGGGCCAACUAAGGAAUUUCAGCGACAACUCUACGGCGACCACCAAGGGGCAGCACAUCAGGAGAUGUCGACCGGCCCAGGCAAUGCACCGGAAGCGGACCGCCCUCCGUCCGGAUUCGGUGGCGAAACAACGAAACUCUUCGAUAGCAUCGAGGUCGGUGGCUUUACGGCACGGAAACGCAAAUAUGGCAACACGAAGGGUUUCAGCAUAGAGAACCUCAUUGGGUGUAACGUGGAGGACAGAUGAAUGGAAGUGGACGGUGACUCGCAAUACGCUCCGCGAUGUAAAGACAGAAGAAAACAAACCAAAGAAUCCGAUCCCCGUGCUUAAAUCAUGUGUAAAUAGUAGAUGUGGGUAACGAUUAGCAGACCGCAGGGACGCUCUAAUGUAGAAAUUAGGCGUAUCGUUUGUUUUUAGUUAUUAGGUAAAGUUUUACAAACCACACGAG
This is a messenger RNA of Anopheles coustani, 2128 nucleotides long. RefSeq names its product fork head domain-containing protein FD3-like. Gene Ontology annotation, molecular function: DNA-binding transcription factor activity, RNA polymerase II-specific; RNA polymerase II cis-regulatory region sequence-specific DNA binding. The record is from RefSeq and is a predicted model, not a curated record. Gene Ontology annotation, biological process: cell differentiation; anatomical structure morphogenesis; regulation of transcription by RNA polymerase II. Lineage: Eukaryota; Metazoa; Arthropoda; Insecta; Diptera; Culicidae. The transcript is spliced from 2 exons. The coding region runs from base 1 to 1926 and encodes 641 amino acids.